UUUCCAACAACAACGCAAACACAUCCAAUAUCACUUGGAUCAUCAAGCACUGAAUUUGCAACCAAUGUCCCUCAACGAUCGACACGAGUUUCCUCAGUAACUGUGUCUCCUGCUGUAUCCCACCUUACAUCCUCAUCAUUUUCAUUGGUUUCCGAAUCUUCAUCAGAAAUGUAUUCACUAUCUACCAAAGCAUCAAGGACAACUGCAGCGUCAUCAGAACCCCAUUCAACAACUGAAGUAGCAUCGUCAAGAAACGUACCAUUGAGAACUGUAACCACUGCAACUAAAAUUCUUCCCAGCAGUUCUGCCUAUUCUUCUUUGCCAGUUUCCUCACAUCCAAAACCCACAAUAUCUACCUUGGGUCCCGUGGAUGACUAUUGCAGCAAAUGCCACUGUUUAAAUGGAGGAAGUUGUAAUUCUAGUGCUACAACGAAAGAUCACUGUGUGUGCCAAUGUCCAAGUGUUACUUACGGAUCUCUCUGUCAAUAUGGAUAUAACCACACCAUUGCUAUACCUAAUCCAAGGACACCAAAAAGGAUAGUCACUCUCACACUCUGGUUAAAUGGCACCUGGAACAAAACGUUGGAAGACCCUUCAGGCGUGGAAUAUGGCAUUUUCCUUCAGAAAUUAAUUAAAGAGCUGACCCCACUAUACAAAAAGGCCUCACCAGAGAACUUUUACAAAGUGACAAUUACUGAACUCCGGAAAGGAAGCAUUAUCGCAAAGAGCAAUGGACUCUAUAACUACACCAACAAUCAGACUGAAAUAAACUAUUUAAACAAACAUUUAGCAAAAUCACUACUUGUUAUUUUUAAUAAUACAGCUACUCUGAAAAACCUCAGUGAUCAGUUGGGUGUUGGCAACAUGGCAAUCACUCAUGUUGAUACUCCAGUUCCAUUAGUUAAAAGUAUCAGAGACUUGAAUUUUACAUGUGAGAUCCAUUUUCACGAUUACACAGCCAGCUGCAGCAAUGGGAAUUAUUGUGUUUGUGAAGGACCCUGCAAAAGAUACCUUGACUUCUGUCACAGGAGAGGAAAGUGUUUUAAUCAGGUUAAUGGCCCCACGUGUGAAUGUUUUCACAACACAUUUUACCAAUAUAUGGGGAAAAACUGUGAAAUGUCCAUAAGGAGCUCAGGAUUCUAUGGUGUGCUGUUUGGUGUGUUAGCAGGUGCUCUGCUUCUCCUAAUAGUCAUCAUCACUGUCAUUGUAUACUGUCGGAGAAAUAGAAACAGGCAUUUAGACCCUGGCACUCCACGCAAGUGGUACUCAAUCGAUGAAGAGUAUUUCAGGUUUCCACAAACAGAUAUUAUUACAGGGACCUCGGCACCAAAUACUGGCAAAGUACUAGGGAGGAGAAGAGGAAGAUACAGCCUGGACAAGAAUCCUCCAUUCAAUGAUUUUGGGUCUGGUGUCUGGAGACCAAACUUAGACAAAGUGGACACAGAGGCUGAGAUACGAGCCAAGCGCCCAAAAGUGGUUAUGCCAGAUGAACAGUGACAAUUGACGCCAAUGUUCGGACGUCACAGCCCACAAUAGUUUAGAAAACUUUGUUCAACAUAUAUCAAUUAAAGGUAUUCUAGAAACAUAGUUAAAAACUUAAUUUUUCAGAAAUACUUUUACUUUGUUCCAAGGACAUUUGUGACAAAUAGGAAAGAUUCUUCUCCUUGGGAACCUUCUAAAAUUUAAUUUUUU
Molecule: messenger RNA, 1692 nt
Organism: Pristis pectinata (smalltooth sawfish)
Lineage: Eukaryota; Metazoa; Chordata; Chondrichthyes; Rhinopristiformes; Pristidae
Product: mucin-17
Exons: 9
Coding region: 169-1497 (442 amino acids)
Source: RefSeq, a predicted model, not a curated record